Molecule: messenger RNA, 1530 nt
Organism: Cokeromyces recurvatus
Lineage: Eukaryota; Fungi; Mucoromycota; Mucoromycetes; Mucorales; Mucoraceae
Product: Glucanosyltransferase-domain-containing protein
Exons: 4
Coding region: 1-1530 (509 amino acids)
Biological process (GO): fungal-type cell wall (1->3)-beta-D-glucan biosynthetic process
Cellular component (GO): cytoplasm; fungal-type cell wall
Molecular function (GO): 1,3-beta-glucanosyltransferase activity
Source: RefSeq, a predicted model, not a curated record
AUGAAGAUUUCAGCAACUAUUUUAAUAUUGACAUGCACUAUCAACUCAAUUUUUGCAUUAAAUCCUAUAGUCAUUAAAGGGUCAAAAUUUUUUGAUUCCGUAACGAAAGAUCAGUUUUUUAUUAAAGGUGUGGCCUAUCAGCCCAGAAGUCAAUGGAUAAAUAACACAACAGAUCCCUUAGUUGAUAAAGAUGCCUGUGAACGUGAUGCACAACUUAUGGCUGAACUUGGAACGAAUGUUCUCCGAGUUUAUGAAGUCGAUCCAAAAAAGAAUCAUGAUGCUUGUAUGAAGGCUUUCGCCGAUGCUGGCAUUUAUUUAUUAUUAGAUAUCGCAACUCCUCAUUUCUCAGUGAAUCGAAAAAAUCCAGAAUAUGAUAUUCAUCUUUAUAAUGCCUAUAAGGCUUCUAUAGAUGCAUUUAUAAAAUAUGACAAUUUAUUAGGCUUUAUUGCAGGUAAUGAAGUAACGAACGAUAAAACAAAUACGCAAGCAUCCGCCUAUGUCAAAGCUGUUAUUCGUGAUACGAAGCAUUAUGUAAAGAGUAUCAAAUCAAGAUCUAUCCCUAUUGGUUAUGCAAGUAAUGAUGAUGAAUUUAUUCGCGAUGCUAUUAAAGAUUAUUUUAAUUGUGGCGAUAUAGAAUCUCAAGCGGACUUUUUUGGUCUUAAUCUAUACGAAUGGUGCGGCGCAUCAUCAUUUGAAAGGUCAGGAUUUAAGGAUCGUACAAAAGAGCUCGAAGGGUACAAUAAGCCUGUUUUCCUUUCAGAAUAUGGCUGCAAUCUAAUAACACCUCGAGAAUUUUCUGAGGUUUCUGCUAUUUAUGGACCAGAAAUGACAGGUGUAUGGUCAGGCGGUAUCGUCUACGAAUGGACACAGGAAAAUAACCGAUAUGGUUUAGUCAAGAUUAAAUCUUCAGGUGAGGCAGAAAAAAUGGAGGAUUAUAACAACCUUCAGGAACGUAUGGCUAAAGUUAAGCCCCAUGGUGUCAGGAUGGAUGAUUAUCAUGAUGAAAAACCAAAUUCAAAUUGUCCCUCAAUUUCUGAGAAUUGGAAAGCAUCUAAUGAACUACCUCCAACACCCUCUGAAGGCGCCUGCCAAUGUAUGAUGGAAAACUUACACUGUGCUGUCUCAGAUAAAAUCAGUAUGAGUAUGGAUGGUAAUAAUACAAUUGGAAAACAAUUGGAUACGAUGUGUGGUGUAGUUUCGUGUAGCGAAAUUAGUGGAGAUGCUGAAAACGGUGUUUAUGGCGCAUUUUCCUUUUGUUCACCAAGGGAGAAGCUUAGUUGGCUUUAUAAUUUGAAGGGUAUAGAGAUGAAGAAAUUAUCACCUGUAGGAUUUUGUGAUUAUAAUGGGUUUGGUCAGAUGAAGUCGCCUGUACGUAACAAUUUUAACGAGUGUGCUAAAAUUGCUCCUAACAUGAACAGUAAUUAUUCUGAAGAAAUUACUAAAUCAACUUCAAGUGCUUAUAAGAAGAAUAAUAAUGGUGUUUUUAUUACUUCAGCUCUAUGUAUAUUGAUUGUUGCUUCCUUUAUAUAA